CACGUUCCAGGAGAUAUGACCAGAACCCUUCCCCCACGUCAAUCGAAUCGUGCCUCUCGCCCUGAACUUAGCGGACGUUCCUCGCGCAAGCCCGAGCCUAUACGAACCGCGAGCAUCAAGGGAAAGCAAAAAUCUGGUCCCAACGAGCAGAUUUCAAGUCUAAUCGACCUCCGCUGCACCGUCGAGCUACCUCCGAGGAACCCGCGUCCUUGCACGAUAUCGCCACGCACGAAAAAUUGCUGCUAUCGGCCGUUCUGCGCACGAGAUCUUGGGGUCCCAGCUUGACCCUUCGCGUGGGGAAGUCUUUCUCGAGCUUCCUAUCGCACCUUUAAACAGGCCGUGAUCCGAGAGACCACAGCGAGGUGCAUCUGAAGCUCUCGAAGGACGACCCGCGAUUAGCAUCCGGCACAUGACGCAUCUGCUGUGGAAACAUUACUGGGAAGACGAUGUCGACGGAUUUCGACGCCUUCUCGCUCCCGCAGUCCAUGGCGCGCAGAGUGGUCCUCGAAAUCAGAACCUGAUUUCGGGUUCGGCGGUGAGUCCCGCCCACGGCACCUCGCCCCGCGGCCCGACCAAGUCGCGCAAGCUUCCGGGCUUUGGAUCAGGUCCGGGUAGUAGCGCACGGCAUGGACAUGGUGUCCUCGGACGGAACGAGGUUAAUAGUCGCGACCACGCCGGUCUGACCAUCCUGCUGCGCGCCGCAUCUUCGACCGCUGAAAGCGCAAUAUCCUUCGUGGAGGCGUUGCUUGCGCACCCGGCAAUCGAUAUAUACGUUCAGGACCCCGAGAGUGGCUGGAACGCGCUCCAUCGGGCGUUGUAUGCGGGGAAUAUCUCCAUUGCCCGGCUUCUGCUGGAGAAGGAACGCAGUGACCUGACGGGCCACACUGCUUCACUCCACCGAGUAGGACAGCUGAUCAAGACGAAAGACCACGAAGGCUUCAGCCCGUUCGACCUGUAUCACUCGACCAUCGGCGAGCGUAGUUUGAAGGACCUGGUUGACCUGGCGAAGCCCGAGAACGAAUCCGAUAGUGAUGAGGCCGAGGUCUUUCUGGAUAAGAACCGGGGUGCCAAAUGUGCCAACAACGCAGCCGGCGAAGAUCUCUAUGCUUUCGGCAGCAACAGAAACCUCUCCCUGGGUUUCGGCGACGAGGAUGACCGUCAAUUCCCGGAGCGCGUGUCCCUCAAGCGUCCCGACCACCUUUUGCGCAGGUUUCACAGAGAGUUCCUGCAAGCAAUUGGCGAAGAGGGAACUGCGUCACAGGACCUGACCAAGAUUCCAACUCUGGUCCUGAAUCGGCCGCUGCUGAUUCAAGAUGUGGUCCUCUCAAAGCUGCAUAGCGCCGUGCUAACGGCGGACCCCGUAUCCAACCUCUAUGUUUGCGGCAUUGGCCGUGGAGGAAGACUCGGCCUGGGGGAUGAGAACACGCGGUUUACGUUUACCCCCGUGCAGGGGCCGCUUGCCGACAGGAAGGUUGUCCAGGUCGCGCUAGGCCAGAAUCAUUCCAUGGCCAUCGACGACACUGGUGCACUGUGGACCUGGGGUAACAAUGCCCACUAUCAGCUGGGAUAUGCGCUUCCCGAGCCGGCAAAAAAGGAUGAGGAUCCCAUCAGCACCGUGCCGCGCCAAGUGUUCGGUCCGCUAAAGAAGGAGGUUAUUGUGGGAAUUGCUGCCUCUUCGAUACACUCGGUUGCCCACACCGGCACAUCGCUCUACUGCUGGGGCAAGAACAUCGGUCAGCUGGCGUUGAUGGACGCUGAUUCCCGGUCGCUCGAGUAUCAGCAAACGCCCAGGAAAGUCGCGGCAUCUCUGUUCUCGUCCCCGAUCGUUAUGGUAACCGCAGUCGACAAGGCCACAACGGUCCUGUUGCAGAACCACACAGUCUGCGUGUUUACCGCAUAUGGCUAUCACAUCGUCAAGUUCCCCUUUGCGACUCUCGAUUUGGUGGGCAACAUCAAGCUGGCAAAUCGCCAAGAUCCCGCCUGGAACCAGAUCAAUUACAUCACGUCUGGCGGAGAGACGAUCGCUGCGGUUACGAGGCGCGGCGACUUGUUCACAAUGCAUCUCGAUCAUAAGGUCGAAACAAACCCUUCUACCGCAUCGACCACGAACCCUUCCAAGAUCAAGGGAGCAGUUACGCAGGCGCAGUGCAUCUGGUCAGCCAGGCGAGACGGUGUUCGCUCCGUCGGGGUUGGUGAACAUGGCUCCGUCAUCAUCAGUACCCAAUCCGGGGCCGUCUGGCGGAGAAUCAAACGAGCCAAAGCCAAGGACACGUCGUCUUGGACGUCGGAAUCCAAGCGGAACGACUACAAGUUCCAGCGAGUGCCCUACAUCACCAAGGUUGCUGCUGUCCGGGCAUCCGCGUUUGGGGCCUUUGCCGCUAUCCGAAAGGACUCGGAUGUGAUGAGGGAGCAGCUGUCAAUCGGCCGCCAGUCGCUCUGGGAAGACGUGGCGCCACUGAACUGUCUUGCCGCUUUCAAGGCGUCCGAACCUAAGGAUAAGAAUGCCGAGGUCUGGAAGUUCUGGGGAAAGGACGACAUCGGAGAGCGUAUCGGCCCCGUCGCCUACGAAGUGCUCAAAUCGGCCGACAUUGAAAGUGACCUGGCACAGCACGUCACGUCGUGGUCGUACAAGAACGACCCGUUGGACGCAGCCGUCUGCACGUCCUCCUCGCCUGAUAUCCAGAUACCUAUACACGGUUGGCUGCUUUCCGCCCGCAGCCCCGUUCUCCGAAGUGCACUUGCACAGUUCCGAAAGGCGGGGUCAUAUGCUCACGAAUUCUUCAACAUCAGCGAUGCAGACGGCAAGGCGCUGGUGUCGUUCCAAGGUCUAGACCUGGUGUCGGUUUUAAACCUCGUCCUCUUUGCAUACGAAGAUAAGGUCAUCCCUGUAUGGAAUUUUACUGGACAUGUUAGACCGCUGGCGUAUCGGUAUCGCCAGAUCCGCCAAGAGGUCAUGAAGCUUGCCAGCCGCUUAGGAAUGAAUGCUCUGGAAGCGGCAGCGAGGCUGCAGGUGGACCCCAAGAAGUCCAUGGAUCAGGAUUUCCAGCUCGCCAUCAAGGACCCUCGCUUCUUUGAUGACGGUGACGCCUUGCUUCAACUCGAGGGAGCCGAGGUACCCGUCCACAGCACCUUUGUUUGCCAGAGAUGCCCUUUCUUCCAGGGCCUCUUCUAUGGGCGCUCUCAGGGGUUGUGGCUGGAGGGCCGUCGGGCAGCCUCCGCUGACCGGAUCAAGAUCGAGCUGGAUCAUGCGGAUCCCAAAGCGUUCAAGUACGCGCUGCAGUUUAUCUAUGGGGACUCCGGUGCCGAGCUAUUCGAUCACGCUGUCUGCGACUCCCUGGAUGAUUUCCUGGACCUGGUCAUGGAAGUCAUGUCGAUAGCCAACUACUUGAUGCUGGACAGACUUUCGCAGAUCUGCCAGCAUGUCAUGGGGAAGUUCGCAAAUGCUCGUAAUAUCGCUCACCUUUUGAACGCCAUCAGUCCCUGUUCUGUCACGGAGUUCAAGGACGUGGGACUCGAGUACAUUUGCCUGCAGCUGGAGACAAUGCUCGAAAACCACCUUCUCGACGAGUUGGAUGCGGAUCUGCUUCUCGAGUUAGACGAGGUGGUCAGAGACAACCAGGCCGCUCAGUCACCGUUCGUGAGGAGCGGCCGCGCCGAGAUGCUGCUUCACGAGAACAACCCCUCGUUGGCCGAGGAGAUUGACGAGGAACGCCAGCGCCGGAUCAGAGAAAUGGCAUUCAAGGCGCAGAGGGAGGAGGAGAAGAAACUGGCAUCCGCCUCCAAGACCAGAUAUGGGAGUCUUGACGACCCCGGCCCUUCCACACCCACCCCUGAUAGAGCCAGGAAAGUGUCCAGGGCCGAGAGCAACGAGGCCCCCAGUCCAAGUCUCCGACCGAAGGCCUCGCAGGGAGACAUGAUUUUCGACAUGGAAGAUGAUGAGGCCUCACUGGCUACUAGUCCAUUGUCCAAGAUGCGGAAGCCCGCCGAGGGGACACCCGAUCUCGACCAGAACCCGUCAAUGGGCAGCUCCUGGAAAGGCUCAGGCAAAAAGAUACGCCUAAACCUUGGCGAAUCGCCGGCCAGCCCAGCGACAUCGCUUCAGACGCCAGUCAAGGCGGCAAAAGGAUCUACUACCCCUGCGACCCCCGUGCAGAAAGGGCAGCCUUGGGGGACCACGGUUGCACCGAUCACGAAGCUCGACCUCCGCGACAUCAUCCGGUCGGAAACGGCAACCCGGUCCAGUCUCUCUGAGGGCCUAGCAGCGCAAAGGGCCAAAGAGUCGUUGCCAAAGGCACCUCCACAGAAACUAUCACAAAAGGAGAAGAAGCGGCAGCAGCAGGUGGCACAGGCAGCUCAAGCUGCACUGCUGGCGGCCAAGGCAGAGCGGCCCAAGAACGUCUGGGAGCGGCCAGCCGGCGAACUCCAGGCCUCCCCAUGGAAGACAGUCGGCAAGGACAAGACGCCGUCCAAGAGUCUACUAUCCCCCGACGUCACAGGGCCAAUACCGAUUUACCGACGCACGGCCUCCCCCGACACCCGCUUCGCAGGGCAGCGCACGCCGAGCUCAUCGAUCGUCGCCGGGGCCAAAUCACCACAGCCCCGCACCCCAGCAGCCAACCCUAGCCACGCCGAAAAGGCCACCUCGGCAACGUCAAGCAUCAUCGUCCCGCAUUCCAGAGUGUACAUCCCCCCGGCGCCCAAAACCGAGCAGCUCCUGGGUCUGAGCAUGCAAGACAUCAUGGGCCAGCAGACGCGCGACAAGGAGCAGGUGAAAGAGGCGGUCGCGAAGCGCUCGCUCCAGGAGAUUCAGCAAGAACAGGAGUUUCAGGAGUGGUGGGACGCGGAGAGCAAGCGGAUGCAGGAGGAGGAGAAGAGACGGGCGGCGGCGGCGGCAGCAGCAGCAGCAGCAGCAGCAGCAGCAGCAGCAUCCGAGGCGGAGGGCGGUGAUGGUGGUGGUGGAGGUAGUGGUAAAAGGGCUAGGAGAGGUAAGGCGGCCGGUAGGGGGCAAAGAGGCGGGAGGGGUGGAGGUGCUGGGAGCAGGGAUGACAAGGCAGGCGAGAGCCGGGGAAGGGGAGGAGGAGGAAGAAGCGGGACUGGUGCUAGUGGGGCGGGAGGUUCGAGGGGCGCUAAGGGGAAGGGGAAUGGAAAGGGGAGAGGCGGCGGUGGUGGUAGUAGUAGUGGCGGUGGGAGAGGAGGGAAGGAAGAAGGCGUAAUGGGUGUUGCUGCUGGUGGAGAUAAGUAAUAGUCCCAUCCCUUACGCUGUGCAGUAAUAUGGGCAUACGGGUUCGAGAAGUGGUAUGUAUACAUAGAAAGAGCCGACCGGACAUGGCUGCAUGGUCCCCGCUAGGGAUUGGAGUUGGAGGGCCUACCUGCUUCUACUGUCUUAUCAGCUUUUGUAUAUUCGCAGCUUCCCUUUUAUUGUACAUGGAGAUCGAGGAGUUGCUUUCACAUCAUUGGCUAUCUAGAUCCGCGAUAACUGGCAAAGCUCGAAUCCGUAGACGAGCCAGCGGAGAGUAUCGACAGAUGCAACUAGGUCUCACAUAAAGGAGAUGGCACCGGUAUUGAUGUGGCAGGCUCAGGGACCGCCACAUGGUGGCUCGACGGGAGCACCCAGUGUCGUGCUCUGCUC
This is a messenger RNA of Thermothelomyces thermophilus ATCC 42464, 5629 nucleotides long. RefSeq lists its product as uncharacterized. Gene Ontology annotation, molecular function: protein binding. The coding region runs from base 410 to 5242 and encodes 1610 amino acids. The transcript has 2 exons. The record is from RefSeq and is a predicted model, not a curated record. NCBI's taxonomy places the organism in Eukaryota, Fungi, Ascomycota, Sordariomycetes, Sordariales, Chaetomiaceae.